AUGACAUUGAUUAAAUAACAUUCCAAUUGGAAGAAUCUCUGUUUGCGGUCGUCUUUGCGCUUUCUACCUACCUCCCCCACACGCGAAUUAGUUUAUUUACAUCAGUGCUGCUUCAAAAUUCAUGUCCUCAGUGUCCAUCAAGGUUGGUUUUGAUUUCGUGUUUGUUAUGUUUUCUAAUUAAUUUCUGAGCAAUAUAAAUUGUGUAAGACAUCACAGUUAGUAGACAAAGCUUAAUUGAAUAUUCAUUGUUAGUCCGUUUAAUAACCAGCAUAUCUGUGUUUUAAUUUACAGUGGAGGAAGGUGUUGACGACUUACAAACCUUUAUGGAACUGGAUAACAACGAUUUCGAUCGCCUUAAGCUGCGUACUAAAGUCAUCAAAUUGAUCCAGCGUUUGCAGAAAGAACUCUACAACGAUCCGAUUGAAGAAAGACUGGAAGAUACUACCGAAGAUCAGGUUGAGGACGUUGGAACUGAUGAAGCUGAAAACUCCUUGAAUGGUAGCAGCAACUAUCAAGGCAUUACUCUGGACUCGGUGAUUGACAUUAACGUUAUAUUCAGACGUGCAGAGAAUGGCAAAACGAUCAUUGAACAGCUGAAGGAAGGACACAAGCCAGAUGAUGUUUGCAUGACGGAGAUAAAACGAAUUCUUUGUGAUUAUCUGAAGGCAGUGUAUGGUUUACGCCCGUCCGCCUACCAUAAGAAUAUUCUGGCUCAAAGUUUGGUGAAGUCAUACCCGGCAAUGUCAUCAUCUACUCCAGAUGUACCGCAAUCACUAUGGUUUCAUCCAAACGGCCGGGGUAAGCAUCGUCAUUGUGGCCGCUUACACUACCAUAUGGAGUAUUUGGCAAGGUCGUCCGGCGAGCGCGUCAUAAAUCGAACUAAACUGCAACCCGAAGAGACAAGCAGCGGAAAGGACGUUGACAUCGACCCUGACAGUUCGGAAUCAAACAUCGAUUUGGAGACAGUGAAUCAGGAAUUGAAAUUUCUGUGUCCAGGACCAAAUACCAAACUACGUGCUGACGAACUAUGGCGUAUAACGUUCAAUGAACGGAAAGACAUGAGAGAAAAAGGAUCAUUCUAUUCGUAUCUCCAGACGUAUCCUGUGGCUACAGCGUUCAAUGGAGCUAUGAUUUCGUUGGAUUUUCGCAUGAUGUUUCCUAAGGCCCCAAAUUUCCAAGAAAAAUUUGAAGGUCUUCAGUCAAAAAUCUUGACGCGCUAUGCAGAACUGUUUAAACACGUGAAAAACGAUUUCAUUCGAACUCUCAUGAUUAUUCGACAAAAGUGUCCAAGCCGAGGAGCGAAACGAACUCGAGAUGCAGAUCCAGCGAAAGAUAACAUUUUGAAGGGAAUUAUUGAAUGGAUUAAGCCUGAAGACCCAUACCCGAUUUCAAAUGAGGUGCCCAUACUUUAUGUGAAAGGAGAUUUCAUGGAGAAUGGAGCAAGUGCAGCUGUAGCUUGGAAGGGCAGCAUCAUUUUGAUGGAAAGCGACAUAAAUCACUGCUUCCAAGUGCUGUGCGAGGCCCUGCUUGUGUUCAACAGUGCGUGCCAGCCCACUGAUAAACAAUUCUACACAUUCAUUUGGAAUGUUUUCUGUGGGGUUGGCCUGUUGACCACUACUGGAGAGCGGCUGUUGAACAGCCUUUGAUUGGUUAUUCAUUCGUUUGCGUUAGUUUCAUUUACCAUAAACGAAAAAACUCGUUUUUUUAUUUACACAUGAAAUGAAGAAUCAUUGGAAUUCGAAGAGCAAAUAAAAUCGAUCAUUUUGUGUCGCCUUU
Molecule: messenger RNA, 1776 nt
Organism: Aedes albopictus (Asian tiger mosquito)
Lineage: Eukaryota; Metazoa; Arthropoda; Insecta; Diptera; Culicidae
Exons: 7
Coding region: 324-1646 (440 amino acids)
Source: RefSeq, a predicted model, not a curated record